AUGGCUGAAUCUGCCAAAACUCCGGCAAUACCCAUGAAGAGCAGAUCCCACCAGACACUCGCUUGCCUUCAAUGGCCAGCUUGUGACGCAAACUUCCCUAAGUUGAACAAGCCGACAUACUACACGUUUAUUGAUGAACCCGACGCUACACUUCUUUCGCACGGCUUUUAUGACGGUGCAUAUGUGAACACACUGUCCCGACUUGAUGAAGUUUUUGGACAUUUGAUCAGUGAAAUGGAAAAGCGUGGCCUUACGAAGGAAGUCAACAUCAUAUUGACAUCUGAUCAUGGAAAUGAAGAG
Molecule: messenger RNA, 300 nt
Organism: Ostertagia ostertagi
Lineage: Eukaryota; Metazoa; Nematoda; Chromadorea; Rhabditida; Trichostrongylidae
Source: the annotation of a GenBank genome assembly